Messenger RNA from Exophiala bonariae, 729 nucleotides. RefSeq lists its product as uncharacterized. The transcript has a single exon. The record is from RefSeq and is a predicted model, not a curated record. NCBI's taxonomy places the organism in Eukaryota, Fungi, Ascomycota, Eurotiomycetes, Chaetothyriales, Herpotrichiellaceae. Bases 1 to 729 code for a protein of 242 amino acids.
AUGACUGAUACUGACGCAGCUGGGUUGAGAGCUUUCAGCGCUCGAUAUGAUCUCAAAGAUUUCCAUGCUGGUGGAGAAGAGCUAGCCCCAAACAUCCGGCUUUGCAAUAUAGUGGAAGAAUUGGUGAAGUGGUUCGCAGAUUAUGUCUGUUCACCGUUUUGGGAGCAGUACAAGCAGGAUUGCCUUGAUGAGGAAUUGGAGACCGCCAGCAGAGAUGGUGUCAACCUAGCACAUGGGCUCAGCUUUAUCGCUAUCUGGAAUAGGCUGUUUAACGACGCGUGUACCGGACACAUGACUUUUUCGAAUCCAGAACCUCAAGGCAAAAGCGGCUGGGGUGCAACAGAUCAUCUUGCACACUUCAUAUUGCAGGUGGCGGAUAUCAACUUAUACAACCGCGACGGAAGCUUCUACGGACAAGGAACAAUCAUGAAUCAAAUGUGGUGGAUCAUCUGGCAAGCAUACCUCUACAAGCGUGCGGAAGAAGUAUCCAAACUCGACACUGCACUGCCAACAAUUUCCGAUCAGUCUGAUCAUCCAGAAAGACAGCAAGAUGUGGACACAGAAAUGAUCAACCAGGCAGGCCUUCUGAAUCAGCCUACUCCCAAUCGUCUCGGCAGUCACCCUGAUGCUCCAAUCGUGACUUCUGAUUCAGAGAACGAAGAAUCCACCAAUCAAACCACGUCAAGAGCUGGUGAUAUCCCUGAUGGCCCGGCCGGCCAAGGUUUCUGA